AUUGGUCCAUGUCAAACAGCAAAGAGUGCCGCAGUUAUCUAGGAAUCUGAGCCAAAGCAACCUCACUAACAGAGGGGAGCAGGAGACAGAGGAGGACAAGCAGUGAGGGGCAAAAAAAUAGGAGGGAAGAAGAGGAUGAAAGAAGCACAGAGAGAAGAAAACAACGACAACAAUAGAAAGAUCUAGACAUUAAGGAAGGGCUGCAAAAACUUUACACUUAUUGAGAUUUAAAGAAAAGUGGAGGGAGGGUUUUCAGAGUAUCAUCGGUGACAGAAGGACAAACAUUUUGCAGCUUGGAGGAAGAGGCUGGACCACUGCUCAAGAGAUUAAAACAAAGUUCAGGAAAUCUGCUGUAUUUUCCCAUGAUUCCUUUUGGGUCUCUUGGUUUGCUGUCACUGUAUGUGGGUGCCCUGCUGUCUUUAGAUGCAUCCCCAUCCUGCACACAGCCUCCCUGCAGGGACAGUCUGGUGGCCGCACCCAACCCACCUGGGUCAGCAGCAGGAGUAGGUACUGGGGCCUGUGAGGGUCAGACUGGGACAACAGGCUGUAAGAUGGGGGUUUCCCUUCCAGCCAUCGCAGGUGCUCCUCGGAGGGUGGAGCACAGGCAUGAUUUACCCCAGGUUCAACCUAAGAUGGGAGGUGUCAAAGAGCGUCUUGUUCAGCUGCAGCGCUGCAUGCACUCUGUCCAGGAAACAGGGGGGGCCUGGAGUCCCGGGAGCCAGGAGAGCGACUCUCUAGGGGCCAUUCUGUCACUAAUGGCAGCUGUGCUGACAGAGUGUGACCUCCACUGUCACAGCCAGGCCCUCGGGGCGAUGGCAAAACGCCUAGAAAGCGCAGCGGUGGGAAGAGCGGGGGAGAAAGACCUGCUGCUCUUCCUGAAGAGCAUCACACAUUACCCUCCAACAGUCGCGCCCUCAGACAGGUUACAUCCUCAGGAUUGUGCAGAGAUUUACAAGCUUGGCAUCAAAGAGAGUGGAAUCUACACCAUCCAGCCUGAUCUGCACAGGCCAGCACUGGAGGCUAAAUGUGACAUGGAGACGGCGGGCGGUGGUUGGACUGUGAUCCAGACUCGGCAGGAUGGUUCGCUGAAUUUCAACAGAACAUGGCAGGAAUACCAGGAGGGCUUUGGAAGUCCACAGGGAGAGCGCUGGCUGGGGAACGCGGCGAUGCAUGCCCUCACCACCACCGGCCAACACCAACUCCGAAUAGAGCUGGAGGACUGGCACCAUCAGAGACGCCAUGCGACCUACAACAAUUUCAAAGUAGCCUCAGAGGCACAGAGGUAUCGCCUGACAGCACGGGAGUACUCCGGAGAUGCAGGCAACGCCUUGAGCUACAACAAGCGUUAUAACCAUGAUGGCAGAUCCUUCACCACCGCUGACCGAGAUCAUGACCGUUAUGCAGCUGGGAACUGUGGUCACUACUACGGUACAGGCUGGUGGUUUGAUGCCUGCUUGGCAGCUAACCUGAAUGGACACUACUACCGUGGCCGCUACAGUGGAGUGACCAAUGGUAUCUACUGGGGGACAUGGUACAUCCUGACAGAUGGACGCACCGGCGAACGCUACUCCUUCAAGAGGGUGGAGAUGAAAACAAGACCUAAGAACUUUGUGGGGAGGCCCUGAAGCUAAUGAUGAGCAUUAUGUAACAGAUGUUACAGAUGUUUGAGUUACUGUAUGGACGUCACUCUGUUUAGAGCAGCUUUCAUUGUCACUUACCAAUCACAUGCAAAUGGCAGCUAAUAGGUUUAUGGAAGAAAUAAACUGAGAGUAAUGUUUAAAUAUUCACUAGCACACUGUUCACUAGGCCAGUACUGUCUUGCAAAUUAAAUAAAUGAACUAAAACAACGAAACAAAGAAAAAUAUAGUACAAUUAGAUAAUAAUAAAUUGCAAAUACUGGUUGUAGCUUUAACUAUUACACAUUUCAUUUCCAUCACUGUUGCACAUUAAAAAAAGAAUCUGACCACUGGACGCAUGCAGUGAGGCUGUGAGACAUGUGUCUACAUAUUAUUAUGGUUUACAUUCAGUAUAUUUAUGACCUUCUUUGUAAUGCCAAACAUGCACAUACUGUACAGCACAAUAAAGAUUAAACAUAAGCCAGACUACUCAUAAAAUGCACAAUUUAACCUUAUGAGAUUGUUUAUGCAACUAACUGCUAGGUCAAACUGUCUGCAAUAGUAUUCACAUGCAUUUUAGGUCAGACCUUGUCAUGAACUUAAAACAGGUUCUGAAUCUCAAUGGAAGUGUUUCUUGCUUAA
Molecule: messenger RNA, 2258 nt
Organism: Solea solea (common sole)
Lineage: Eukaryota; Metazoa; Chordata; Actinopteri; Pleuronectiformes; Soleidae
Product: fibroleukin
Exons: 6
Coding region: 363-1625 (420 amino acids)
Source: RefSeq, a predicted model, not a curated record